This is a messenger RNA of Oryza brachyantha (malo sina), 1062 nucleotides long. RefSeq lists its product as uncharacterized. The record is from RefSeq and is a predicted model, not a curated record. The coding region runs from base 138 to 479 and encodes 113 amino acids. NCBI's taxonomy places the organism in Eukaryota, Viridiplantae, Streptophyta, Magnoliopsida, Poales, Poaceae. The transcript has a single exon.
CACCUCACCGUCGCCCACCACCACACGGACACACGCUGUCACUCUCACCUCACUCACUCAUAAACCUUGAACUGCGAGUCGCCGCCACACACACUCAGGCCGGCGGCGGAGCGCACCAAUCCAAGAAAGCGGCGGCGAUGGCGGAAGGGCGGGGCGGCGUCGUGAACCGGCCGUCGUCUGCGUCGGCGGUGGUGGCGGCCAGGCGGUGCGGCUGCGGGCUGGGGCGCCUGGUGCGCCGUCUCCGGCGGCAGGCGGCGCCGCCGCCGUCGAGCCGGCUCCGCGGGCUGUGCCAGUACGACCCGCGCAGCUACGCCCGCAACUUCGACCACGGCGGCGGCGGCGGCGGGGUGGACGACUCCGACGCCGCCGCGCAGCUCUACUACUACAGCUACACCUUCUCCUCCCGCUUCGUCCUCCCCUCCUCCUCCGCCCGCGCCCUCGCCGCCGGCCGCAGCGCUCCACCCACGGCCACCCAUUAGACCAGCCUUCUUGAUUUUUCAGCUUCUUCUUCUUCUUGACAUCUCCAGCCAGCCAAGCCAUGGCCCAUAGCUGCAUCGAGAAUUAAUGGAAGCAAAGAUUGUGAAUACAUGGCGGAAAUAAACACGCACACAAGAAGUUAGUCCGCGAUAUCAAAGAUCGUAAAUUUCUUCCGUUCAUCCCCCAGAAUGUGCUGCACUGUGCCCAGUGAUUCAGCUGGUGAUGAGCAUGUUCAUCGAGGCUGGUCACUUGGUUGCGUGUGGGUGGGAUGCAGCAGCGAACAUGCCCGGUGCAGUGCAUCGAUCGCAGGAUCAUCAGCUUGACGACGACGACGACGACGACAACGACGCAUGAUUCGUGGAUGUAUGUGAAGCUAGGGAAUAAUAAUAAUGCAUAGACGACCGAUGCAUGUAGCACAAUUAUUGCUCGAAUUCACAGUUUCACCACCUGUAGAUCUCAAUCUUCGGUGGUGUUUAGUUGUCAAAAUUUUUUGGCAAAAAUAUCACAUCAAAAGUUUGACCGAAUAUUAAAAGGGGUUCUCGGACACGAAUGAAAAAACAAAUUUCAGAUUUUGGCUAGAAACGA